This is a messenger RNA of Mustela erminea (ermine), 2737 nucleotides long. It is a transcript of the gene ZNF575, whose product is annotated as zinc finger protein 575. Bases 648 to 1388 code for a protein of 246 amino acids. The transcript is spliced from 4 exons. Gene Ontology annotation, cellular component: nucleus. The record is from RefSeq and is a predicted model, not a curated record. Lineage: Eukaryota; Metazoa; Chordata; Mammalia; Carnivora; Mustelidae.
CGCUUUGAGGAGUGAAACCAGCAGCGGGCUCUUCAAAGUCCCUCCGGGGAGGGGACUCAAGCUGCCGACGGGAUUCUCGAAAGGGAGGGUGUUAGGGAAGGACGGCGCAUAUGUUGGGCACUGUCUCUGAUCUCUACGCUCAGUUUCCCCCAGUUAGGUCCUGCACGUGCUUGACUCCAGUCAGCCACCGUAGGCCCCGCACCCCGCAGUGUACUUUCUUACGACCCUUCUACCGGUAGCUCCGUGCUUGCUCACCAACUGGCCUGCCUUGCGCACCCACCCCUCCUUCCAUUUCUUCUCCCCCGCAGCAGCCUCCGCUGGCUGCGACUGCGCAUGCGUACCGACGCCCCACACCGGCCCCGCGUGGGAGGAGGGGAUGGAAAUGAAGCUGAGCCGAGCCGCUCACGCGCGCUCCCUCCCCUCCCGUCGCUAGGCACGCGGCCGGCGCUGCAGCUUUGCCACGUCCGAGGGCAGCGCUGCAGCUGCUGCGGCCACGGCGGGAGGGGCCUGGAGCCCCGCCCCCGGGGAGGGGCCUUCUGCAGGUCUCCCCUCUACCCUCCCCGCUGGGGAUGAAAUUUAGCAACGAGAAGGAACCCGUUCACGCGGCGUCGAUGGACUGAGACUAAACCGAGACUCGGACCAGCAAGAUGCUGGAGCGAGAUGCAGAGUCCGCCGCCGGGGACACCGAUCCUAGUCCCACUGGCAAGGAACCGGUAACCAAAGAAGGAGCUUCCCCCCAGGGCUCAACGCAGAAGCCCAGCCAGUCGGUUCCAGGGCCUGCCUCGUCCGUGGGGGUGCCUUCCCGACCCCGCCGGCGGCCCCCACCCCAGCGCCCACACCGCUGCCCCGACUGUGACAAGGCCUUCUCGUACCCGUCCAAGCUGGCCACGCACCGGCUGGCACACGGUGGCGCUCGGCCUCAUCCGUGUCCCGACUGCCCCAAGGCCUUCUCCUAUCCCUCCAAGCUGGCAGCUCACCGCCUCACGCACAGUGGCGCCCGCCCACACCCGUGUCCACACUGCCCCAAAGCCUUUGGCCACCGCUCCAAGCUGGCAGCCCACCUCUGGACCCAUGCACCCACCCGCCCCUACCCAUGCCCCGACUGCCCCAAGUCCUUCUGCUACCCCUCCAAGCUUGCAGCCCACCGCCACACGCACCAUGCCACCGACGCACGCCCCUAUCCAUGCCCGCACUGCCCCAAGGCUUUUUCAUUCCCCUCCAAACUGGCCACCCAUCGCCUCUGUCACGAUCCCCCGACGGCACCGGGCAGCCAGGCCACAGCCCGGCAUUGCUGCUCCAGCUGCGACCAGGCCUUUGGCCAAAGACGCCUCCUGCUCCUUCACCAGCGCAGCCACCACCAGGCUGAGAGUCAGGGGGAGCGCGAGUGAGUCCUCCCCUCGGCUCACGGGCCCCUCUGCCACCAGCUGGGGUCAGUGAAGAGGUGGCAUUUUUAAGCUGGGCUGUAAGGACUUGCCUUGAGCAGACAGCUGUCAGGGAGACGGACUCCACACUGGGUUCCAGCCCAGAGGGCUUAGGAACAAUUUGCUCACCUGUUUUGGGGGAGGGGAAGGUAUCAUCCACAGACUUAGCGCUGGGCCCCAAACCACAGGCUUGGAGCUGUGGUUUGAAAGCAAGCCGACUCCGGUUCUUCCCUUCAUUUAUAAGGCAAAAGUAAGAAGUCUGCUACCAUCGUUGGUUGCCGAGGAAUGUGGGGAAACGGCGUCUCUCCUUAUUGUAAGUUAAAUCGGUGCCUCCAUUUUGGCCAUUUGUCCAUAAAAAAAUUUAAAACGCUUACAUGCUCGUGUCAACUAUUCCACUUCUAGGAACUUACCCUAUAGAUAGACUCAAACACUGAAAAAGGCAUAAGGAUGUUGGGAAACCACCCAAGUGCCCACCAAGAGGGGACCAGCUAACGAAACACAACACAGUGUUUUGUUAGAACAGCCAGAGAACGGACUAUGUUGCUAUAGGAAAUAAAGCUCUCUUUGUCCAGUUGGGGAAUGAGUCCCUAAAUAUACGAAAUGAUAAAAGCAAGAACAAAGGGCUUACUGCCAACAGUGUAAACAUUUUUUUAAAACUCAAGCUUUGGAGCCAGCCUAGACCCACUGCUUAUGAGCCAAGGGACCCUGGACAAGCUUUGUCACUUCUCUGGACUCGGAUGCCUUAUCUAUAACAUGGGAGUGCUAGGAGGCCUUUGUAAGGGCACAAGCAUCAUCUUUCGCAGUCACUUCCCUUCCUGGAGGCUGUUUCUCCUGCUAUAAAAUAGGAAUGAGCGAACAAUGGACUGCACUUCAUUUUUCAGGUGUGUAUUAAGCCCCUGUAGCAUGCUAGGCCCUGCGCAGGGUGGUAGGCACGCAGCAGUGAAUAAGACAGGCCUGGUCUAGCAAGGGGGAGUGGGCGCUAGUCAACUGGGGGCCAAGAAAAAAAAAAGCAAAUAAGUCAACUCCAUCUUGAAAAACAAAGUAGGGGAGGGAGCCUUGCUCCCCAGCCCAGGUACCAAGAAUGACUUCAGAGUCCUAGGAAAGACAUCUGCGGUGUUGGCAUGGGAAAAGACGAGCGGAAGAGAACUGAAGGCUCCGAAAUGGCCUUGUGCUCACAGGAGGUCCUGACAAGUGACUAUCCCCACAAGUAGAUCGAAGGUUGGCACACUUCUGGAAAGGACCCGAUAGUAUAUAUGUUUAGGUUUUGCAGGCCACAGUGCCUGCCACAACCACCCAGCUCCGCCCCUGGAGUAAAA